Messenger RNA from Chiloscyllium plagiosum (whitespotted bambooshark), 716 nucleotides. The record is from RefSeq and is a predicted model, not a curated record. Lineage: Eukaryota; Metazoa; Chordata; Chondrichthyes; Orectolobiformes; Hemiscylliidae.
AUGACCACCCCGCGGCCGAGGUUGGAUGCAGACACGGCCGCGGUGCCGGGGCAGUGCCCGGAGUGCCAACGGGAGCGCAGAUUAGCGCCAGCAGCUCCCCCACAUUCGUGGGAAUGGCCGGGUAAACCUUUGACUGGGUUGCACGUUGACUAUCCCAGUCUUGUCAUGGGCUCAACAUUCUUAGUCAUCCUGGACACCCACAUGAAGUGGUUGGAUGGGAAGCUCCAGGCCGCUCUGGAUGUACUGAACAAGCAAGUGGACGAAAUCUCCAACAGUCAGAGCAACCAGCAGGCCAACAUAGCCGAGCUGAAGAAACAAGCUGACGCCAUGAGGAAGAACAUCGAGUCGGAGUUUACCAAGCUGCGCCAGUACCUGCGGGACGAGGAGAAGGUCCUGAUGGGUAAGAUUAAGAAGAAGGAAGACAACAUCCUGCAGCAGCUGGAGGACAACCUCAAGGCUGUGUCGACAGAGAGGGCCAUGCUGAAUGAACGCAUCAUGGAUAUACAGCAGAGGAUGACAAUGAAGGAUGCUGAGAUCCUCAAGGACAUAAAACAAUUGCUUGAUGGAGCGGAGACAUCUAAAAUCAAACCCACGGAAACCAAAUUAAAUCUGAAUCUAUACGAUCCCAUUGGCCCGCUGCAGUAUAUAGUCUGGAAACGAAUGCUAAAGGUUAUUAAUCCAGGUAAGGCUGACCUUGAAAGGAAGUGAUUCUAUCG